AUGGAUGGCCAGAUAUUUGAAGCUUCUCAUUGGUCAGAAACUGGGACACCUGUGGAGACCCUGCGGACAGCUAGGACACCUGUGGAGACCCUGUGGACAGCUAGGACACCUGUGGAGACCCUGUGGACAGCUAGGACACCUGUGGAGACCCUGCGGACAGCUGGGACACCUGUGGAGACCCUGCGGACAGCUGGGACACCUGUGGAGACCCUGCGGACAGCUGGGACACCUGUGGAGACCCUGUGGACAGCUAGGACACCUGUGGAGACCCUGCGGACAGCUGGGACACCUGUGGAGACCCUGCGGACAGCUGGGACACCUGUGGAGACCCUGCGGACAGCUGGGACACCUGUGGAGACCCUGCGGACAGCUGGGACACUGGUGGAGACCCUGCGGACAGCUGGGACACCUGUGGAGACCCUGCGGACAGCUGGGACACCUGUGGAGACCCUGCGGACAGCUGGGACACCUGUUAAGACCCUGUGGACAGCUGGGACACCUGUUAAGACCCUGUGGACAGCUGGGACACCUGUUAAGACCCUGUGCACAGCUGGGACACCUGUUAAGACCCUGUGCACAGCUGGGACACCUGUUAAGACCCUGUGCACAGCUGGGACACCUGUUAAGACCCUGUGCACAGCUGGGACACCUGUUAAGACCCUGUGGACAGCUGGGACACCUGUUAAGACCCUGUGCACAGCUGGGACACCUGUUAAGACCCUGUGCACAGCUGGGACACCUGUUAAGACCCUGUGCACAGCUGGGACACCUGUUAAGACCCUGUGCACAGCUGGGACACCUGUUAAGACCCUGUGCACAGCUGGGACACCUGUUAAGACCCUGUGCACAGCUGGGACACUUGCCUAG
Procambarus clarkii (red swamp crayfish) is the source of this 867-nucleotide messenger RNA. Its product is annotated as mucin-22-like. The record is from RefSeq and is a predicted model, not a curated record. NCBI's taxonomy places the organism in Eukaryota, Metazoa, Arthropoda, Malacostraca, Decapoda, Cambaridae.